Bursaphelenchus xylophilus (pine wood nematode) is the source of this 1164-nucleotide messenger RNA. NCBI's taxonomy places the organism in Eukaryota, Metazoa, Nematoda, Chromadorea, Rhabditida, Aphelenchoididae. The record is from the annotation of a GenBank genome assembly.
AUGGAAGUGAUCGAGUUAAUGGACGCAUUUAAUUGGACAACAGUUAUUUGUGCAACCUUUGUUACGGCGUAUUUUUGCUUCACCGUUCAACGAUGCAAAGCGUUACAUCCUAAUCUUAGAUUUUUUUUGGUAAGAUAAUACUGUUCUACUCCGAAGUAAUACUUUACUAUAGAUUCAAAUCGUGUUGCCGUUGAACUUCGUCGGAUCCACUCGGCUUCUCGGAGCCCUAAAUGACAAAUUUGAAUUCUUUCAUCAUGAUGGAACCUACUGCCGAAUAGUCAACUUUGUAAAUGUUUUUGCGACCGCGCUGAGCGACUGCACAAUGUUGGCAAUAGUCGCAGAGCGUUGUGUGGCCACUUACAACAGAAAACAUUAUGAGAAUCAAAAGAGCAAUAUGGCAAAAAUAUUUGCUGUUCUGAUGCUUAUUCAUGGGGUCUGCUACAAUUUUGUUUGUGGAUAUCUGGGAAGCAAGGUAGAAGGUACGAACAAAGACACUUCAAAAAUAAAAAUUGUUCGUUUGCAGCCACUUUCCCCAAAAAAUGCAUGUACCUCGAUCGCUGGCCCUUCCUUGACUCGAUGAGUUUUAUCAUCUGUGCUAUAUUUUCCAUUGGCCCUAUGCCCUUGGUGAUUUAUUUGUACGUCUACAACAAACGACUAAAGGAAGACCGUAGAGCAUUGGAGUCGUUGACUACUCGAUACCAGCUCAGUGAAAACGUCCUAGUGCUCGAAUGCCUAUUCUACGUGUUCAUAAUUUGCUUUGGGAUCCACGGAAACUGUGGGCUCAUAACUAUGGAGAUUGCAGGUUAUAUGUCGCUGUUUGUCGAAAGCCCCGAUCUUUGGUGGAUCAACUUUUUAGCGCAUGUAAGUUAGCAGAAGCAUUCUUACCACAUAUUUUUUCAAUGUGCCUCAAAUCAAAAUCGACCGUUCCAGAUCUCUCACAUGUUCGUUGAUUUUGUCGCACUCACUAUGGAGUUGAUAUUCUUCUACUAUCACCCAGUCAUCCGCAACCGAGUGUCUAAGGAUUUGGCGUGGCUUCUGCCUCGUGUUUAUCCCGAAGAAGGGGUGACGACGAAGAAUAAAGACUUCGCUUUGAAUGAAAAUGGCAAUGGAGAGGACUAUUUCAAUCAACUACAGGAUCAAUGGGGCCAUAAAUUGGGAUCAUAG